AUGAAGGUAAAUGCUCGGAAGAAAUACAGCACCUUCAAAAAAGAAUUAUCCAAAACAGGUGAUGGGGCAAGACCAACAACUCCUAAUGAUGGAAUAAUAGAAAUUAAAGAUUUGUUGAAUCCUGCAGAGCUGUUGAGGGAUCAUAAUAUAUAUAAUUCGGAUGGGAUUAUCGAAAGUUCCUCAUCAAAUAAAGUUAUAUCGGCAACUACCAGCGAGACAUGUGACAACACAUUACAGGACAACAUUAUAGAAAAUAUUGAUGCACAAGAGAAUGCCCAGGAAUUUACUUCAUCAGCGAUACAGGGGAAAAACGAUAUUCUAUUACGUUUAAAAGCAUCAAAACAAAUAAGAGCUUUGGUUAAGUUUUCAAUUGGUAUAACGAUAUCAGUUCAAUUCUGGUUACUAGUCUGCAAAGACAAUGACGGUGAUGAUGAUGACAAUGAUGAUGGUGACGAUGACGAUGAUGACGACGACGAUGAUGACGAUGAUGAUGAUGAUGAUGACGAUGACGAUGACGAUGAUGAUGAAGAUUAUGGUGACGACGAUGACGAUGAUAAUGACGAUUAUGAUGACGGUGAUGAUGACAAUGAUGAUGGUGACGAUGACGAUGACGAUGAUGAUAACGAUGAUAAUGACGAUUAUGAUGACGGUGAUGACGACAAUGAUGACAAUGCUGAUGAUGAUGAUGAUGAUGGCGAAGACAAUGACGACGAUAAUGAUGAAGAUGAUGACAAUGACGAUGACGAUGAUGAUGACGUGUGUACGAUGAUGACAAUGUCGAUGACGAUAAUGAUGACGAUGAUGACGAUGAAGAUGACGAUGAUGAUGAUGGAUGUAGACAGCGAUGACGAUGACAAUGACGAUAAUGAUAAUGACAACGAUGGCGACGACGAUGAUGAUCAUAAUGACGAUGAUGAUGAUAAUGAUAAAGAUAAUGACAAUGAUGUUGACGAUGACGAUGACGGUGAUGAUGAUAACAAAGAUGACGAUGACGAUAAUGAACAUGACGAUGACGAUGAUGAUGAUGAUGAUGACAAUGAUGUUGACGAUGACGGUGAUGAUGAUGAAAAUGACGAUGAUGAUGAUGACGAUUACGAUGAUGAUGACGAUGAUGUUGACAUUGACGAUGACGGUGAGGACAUCAUACGAUGA
Messenger RNA from Parnassius apollo (apollo), 1152 nucleotides. The record is from the annotation of a GenBank genome assembly. NCBI's taxonomy places the organism in Eukaryota, Metazoa, Arthropoda, Insecta, Lepidoptera, Papilionidae.